AUGGCGCGAAGGCUAUCGGAGAUGGCAGAACAAGCUGUGCUUGAAGGGGGUCGCUCGGCGCGCAAAAACAUAGAACACGCGGGGUUCUCAGAUGAUCUGAAGAAGCAGCUUGAAGAGAGAAUCGCAGCAACGGCAUUCAAAAGUGAUCAUGCGACUGCCCAUGCAAUCGUCGACAUGCCUUUGAGUGCAGGUCAAGGAACUCAAGAUAUCGCCGCAGCUGAGGCAUGGUCCGGAACGGAGAGCCUUCACGAUGUCACACUUCGCAUGCUGGAUAGCUCGAAGAAGCCUAUGCGCGUACCCUAUAAAAUCCCACAACCCAACCCCGUCGAUAUGCGAAUCUCUCCCAAGCCUCAAAAAUCGCCUGGCCUUCGCCUCGCCGAAGCCAAGGACCGCACAUCUACAUACUCCUUAAGCCAAAGCCCCGGGUUAUCGGAUGAAGAGCGUGAGGCAAUGCGGCGAGAGAUGCGCGAGAGGUUCACCCCAGGCGGUCGACCAAUGCCGAGGACGAUCCAGGGGUUAGCGUCGCUUGCAAACGAACGGAUAGAGGAUGCGAUGUCGCGCGGUCAAUUCGAGCGAAUAAAACGAGGAAAGGGUGUCAAUACACAGACCGACCAUAAUGCAAAUAGUGCAUUUAUCGAUACAACUGAAUAUUUCAUGAACAAAAUGAUUCAAAAACAAGAGUUGGUUCCUCCGUGGAUCGAGAAACAACAGGAGCUGGCGAGGGAGGUGGAUCGGUUUCGUCAGCGCUUAAGAACGGAAUGGAGACGGCAAGCGGCUAGAUUGAUUGCGAGUGAAGGAGGAUCCCUAGAAGCUCAGAUGAGGCGUGCUCAGGCUUAUGCCGCUGCGGAAGCUCGUUUGGCAGAGAAAGUCCAGAUAGAGCGAUCAUUCCAAGAGCUUUAUAAUGUCGAGCCGUCCGCAACGAACCCGAACAAUGACGAAGACAUAGCUGCUAUUUCGCCGGAAAUCGAAACCAAUGAGAACCCCCGGCUGCCAUAUGUUUCGCCAUUGCGCGACUCCCAGUAUCUUUCAACAGAGCGCUCUUUUUAUGAGCUAGCAGUUAAGAAUCUCAAUAAUCUUACUCGUUCUUACAACCUGCAAGCACCACCCGUUGCCCAGAAGCCGUACAUCAAUCUGGAACGUGAAUUAUCUACGUGCUACGCCGAUGUAGCGCCCACUUUAGCCGAGGAGAUUAAACGGCGCGCGACAGAGAGGACCAGCCGCCCUAAGUCCGUGGGAUCUAAAGCGUCCGGCAUUAUCGAGUCCUUAAGCACAUCAACUACCACACGAGUUUAUGAGGAGGAUAAAAAUAAAGGAUAUGGAUUCAAGGAAUUCUGGCGGGACCUAUUUUCAAAGAAUGACUAG
Aspergillus pseudotamarii is the source of this 1362-nucleotide messenger RNA. RefSeq names its product DnaJ family domain-containing protein. The transcript is spliced from 2 exons. The record is from RefSeq and is a predicted model, not a curated record. Bases 1 to 1362 code for a protein of 453 amino acids. Lineage: Eukaryota; Fungi; Ascomycota; Eurotiomycetes; Eurotiales; Aspergillaceae.